CCGCCCCGAGCGGCGGCGGCGGCGACCUCACCCCGGUCCCGCCCGGUGCGCGGCAAGCGGCGGCCCCCGCGGCGGGGCUGUGGUGGCGGUAUGACCGUGUCCUGGGCUCUGCCCGCGCCCCUCAGCCCGGCGCAGCUGAAGCGCCUGGAGCAGCACCGCUACAGCGCGGCCGGGCGCUCGUUGCUGGAGCCGUGGCUGCAGCCCUACUGGGCCUGGCUGGUGGAGCACGUCCCGCUGGGGCUGGCCCCCAACGCCAUCACCCUGGGCGGCCUCCUGUUGAACUGCCUGACGGCGCUGCCGCUCAUCGCCUGCUGCCCCAGCGCCACCGAGCAGGCACCUUUUUGGGCAUACAUCGUGGGUGCAUUAGGACUUUUUAUUUACCAGUCUCUGGAUGCCAUUGAUGGGAAGCAAGCCAGAAGAACGAACAGUAGUUCUCCUCUAGGAGAACUCUUUGAUCAUGGUUGCGACUCUAUUUCCACAGUUUUUGUUGUCCUUGGAUCCUGCAUAGCAAUCCGACUAGGAACAAAUCCUGACUGGUUGUUUUUCUGUUGUUUUGUGGGACUGUUCAUGUUCUAUACUGCUCACUGGCAGACAUAUGUAUCAGGCAUACUAAGGUUUGGAAAAAUUGAUGUGACUGAAGUUCAGAUAGCCAUAACAAUGCUGCUCUUGACAUCUGCAUAUGGUGGAACAGCAAUAUGGGACUAUAAGGUCCCUUUGGUGGGCUUAGAACUGAAGUUCCUUGCAGUUUUUAGCAUAUUGUGUGGAACAGCACUUUCUUCAUUCAAUUACUUCCGUGUCAUCUUUGGUGGAGGGGUUGGAAAGAAUGGAUCUACAAUAGCAGGAACAAGUGUUCUUUCACCAGGCCUGCACAUUGGACUACUUCUCACACUGGCCAUUAUGAUCUAUAAAAAGUCUACAACUCAGCUGUUUGAAAAACAUUCUUGCCUGUAUGUCUUGACGUUUGGAUUUGUGAAUGCCAAAAUCUCGCAGAAGCUGGUGGUGGCUUACAUGACAAAAAGUAAAAUCUGUCUUCAGGACACUGCAUAUAUUGGGCCAGGGCUUCUAGUUUUAGACCAGUACUUCAACAGUUUCAUUGAUGAAUAUAUUGUUCUGUGGAUAGCAUUGUUCAUAUCCUUGUUUGAUAUGCUGAGAUAUGCCACUGGUGUAUGCCUACAGAUUGCUGCUCAUCUUCAUAUACAUGUCUUCAGAAUUUCAUCUCAUCAAGCUCCUGAACAGAUGAAUCGUACUACUCCUGUUUGAGGCUGCGAAAGACGGAGCAUCUAUACAUGAACUUAGCCUGAACCCAGCCCAUGGGGAAAUAGAAGAGAAGAUGGUAAAGACCAGUUCAGUUUGUCUGAAUACUGUAAACAAAUUAACCACCUAAGGAAAAUAUAUAGGCAACUUUUUUAGAGUGGGAAGGUUUGUGUCCCCAGAAUGCUCAAAAAUGCCAUGCAGUAGUAGGUGUAAGUUUUAAGGAUAUGAUUGAAGUACGUGGAUGAUAGGAAACUAAUGCAGAAAUUGGUCAGAAAACCAGAAACAUGAGGCAACACUAACAAACAACCUAGCACUGAGGAUAGGAAGCAGAAAAUUUUAACUGUAUUUCACAGCAUCAUGUAAUUAUCCUCAGAGGGCUGAGACUCAGCAGAACGGUUACAAAGCAGCAUAGUUACCUGUUACUCACCAGAGGCCCGUAUUACCUCAUACAUCCUUCUAGCAAUGUAACUUCUGUGUUUGCUCCUUCCCUGUGUCCUAGCAGACACAGAACAAAGAGAGCUCCAUACUGGUUGCUUGUUCUACUUCGGUUGCAACCUAAUAGCUGAAGUUAGUAAGUAAAUUAGCUGUCACUAAUCUGGCUCCCAGAACUGGAGAACCAUCAUGAAAUGGCUUGAUUCUGAACUAAAAAUACUAGAAGAAUCUGUAUGGACUGGUUUUGAAAUACAUUGAUACAAAAACAUCACAUUUGUGCGUGUGGGUGUGUGGAUGGUUUCUGUUUUAUCUACUAUUGUAUUAAGUCUAAGCAUUAAAUAUGUUAGGAACUCCCUAACUUGUAAAGGUGGAUAUUUGGGCAUAAUGGGUUUCUGUAAAAACAAACUGCAUGCAAGAUAAGCUUUAAUUUAUACUGAUCGGCUGUAAUGAGCUACAUUGAAAGAUAAAUGCUUUAUCCUUAAAACUUAGGCCUCCCUGUUGGAAUUGCAAGAAGUAAUAUUCCAUCUCAAAGGCUUGUAAUAACUUGUACUAACCAAAUGAGCUGGAUUACUUCUAGUGGUGGUUCUACAAGAACUACAUACCGCAAAAUGCACAAUGUUUAAUUAUGCUUUCUUGAUGUCAUAUAAAGCUGUGAUACUCAGCUCGUCAUUCAACUGAAGAAACCUGCUUUUGGGACAAAUUACAGCAGUUCCUAAAUCCCUUACCAGUACAAAGAUAUUACAAUGCCUAGGCUAACAAAAGAGUUAACAAAAUUUACUUUAAUUUACCAUAAUACACAUCAUUGAACAAUCUUACAUGAGCUACAUCAUACUCUGUGAACAUUUAUAACUGCUAAUAUGUCAGCAGACUAAAUUUUGAAACUAUGAAAAUCUUGAAGUCUGCAGCUUGUGAAAAAUGCUUCUAUUUGUACAAUGUACCUAAAGGCCUAAAGUUAUUACUUAAAACCUGGGUGUAAUGCAUUUUUCAUUAAUUCUGCCUAUCAUUACAAUUUGGCAUUAUAAAAAGUGAAACAGUUGAAACUGUUCAGUGCUACUGAAAGUGAGUAAUAUUCAUCAGUUAAAGAUUAAUUGGACAGACAGUAAAUGGUUUGGGGUCCAUACUGUGCUCCCCCCCAAGUAAUUGAUCUACUAAAAUACUUAUUUAUAACAUUAUCAGACACAAGAUUAGAACAAUCCAUGAAAGCAUUUAAUAGAAACUUUAAAACAUUUAAAUCUUAACAUAUUUCUCUAUGGCUAACGCCUAUACUUGUAUCAUGUUACUUAGGUACAAGUCGUUUCUCCAUUGAGCCAUCAGAAUAACAUGGACUGAAGAGACUUGCGAACAGUUGCCAUCUCCUGCUGUUGCUGUUACAAGAAAAGGAGAUAAUACUGAACAAAUGCCAUAUCAAUAUGAUUCCUUUGAGCCAAUUAAAAGAAUGUCAAAUGACUUUUUUAUAGAAUGUUCUAUUUUUGCAUUUAACGAACUUCUUCAUAGAUCUGGUACUUACAGUGUCCAUCAUAAUCUUCUUCUGCAACAUAGCCAUUUCUUUGCGGAGUUCAUUUUGUGCACCAACUAGAAGAUUUUCAUUGCUCUUCUCCAGCUCUUCCAUGCUCUGAAGUUAAGGGUAGUCUUAAUUCAAAACUCUUCAAUGUCAAAGGGUUAAUUUCAAACAAAUAAACCAUUAUUCAGAUUACAG
Messenger RNA from Strigops habroptila (Kakapo), 3382 nucleotides. RefSeq names its product choline phosphotransferase 1 (gene CHPT1). Bases 91 to 1260 code for a protein of 389 amino acids. Gene Ontology annotation, cellular component: endoplasmic reticulum membrane; Golgi apparatus. NCBI's taxonomy places the organism in Eukaryota, Metazoa, Chordata, Aves, Psittaciformes, Psittacidae. Gene Ontology annotation, molecular function: ethanolaminephosphotransferase activity; diacylglycerol cholinephosphotransferase activity. The transcript has 9 exons. The record is from RefSeq and is a predicted model, not a curated record. Gene Ontology annotation, biological process: phosphatidylethanolamine biosynthetic process.